Molecule: messenger RNA, 678 nt
Organism: Miscanthus lutarioriparius
Lineage: Eukaryota; Viridiplantae; Streptophyta; Magnoliopsida; Poales; Poaceae
Source: the annotation of a GenBank genome assembly
AUGACACAUGGAAUAAACAAGUUAGCAUCUGGGCUGCCCAACCUGUCGGUAACUGAAGCACUGGACGCAGAGGCUCAAGCUAAGAUGAAGAAGACUGGCAUCAGUGAGUUGAGGAUCAGCCGAUUGCCUACACCGAGCAUUCACUACCAACCAUUUCUACCGAUUGAGCCUGAUUGUUCCAUUUGCGCGCUCGCUCUCCUUGGCGAGAGCAAGAACAAUAUCCUCCUCUUCUUGGACGAGGCCGGCAACACCUGCAUCUACAACACUGAGCUGAGCUCCCUGACUGCAACGCCCAUCCUGAAUUCGCCCAAGGAUGCCGAUUGUGUGGCAGUCUCCAUCCCAGAUUCCCAGGUGCUUGGCUACGACUCUAUGGGGAAGUGGCGCUGGAGUGAACUCCCACCACCGCCAUUCUUGGAGGACCGAGAGUACGAGGUCCCCCUCAUGACUAACUUCACGGUGGUCGAUGGCACCAGGAUAUAUUCAGGCCCCUAUGACUUGUGCACGCUGGACAACCUCUCCACCGCUCCAGGCUCUCCGCCGCCGACGAUGCAGCACAUCGGGGAGGAGGAAUCUGAGCUGCCGGAGAACUGGUCGCAGUUAGUGCAUGACCUGGUGAACCUUGGCUCAGGGAGGUUUUGCAUUGCCAAUAAGUUCGUUCUUAACUUUGGUGAGAAGUAG